AUGCUGCCCCUCUCCCUUGCCGACGACCAGCGGCAAUUUGGCGUGGUUGGGCGUGUGGACUUUGAGGACUUUGUGGAGAUGAUGGGGCCGAAGCUGCGUGAGGAGACGGCCCAUAUGAUGGGGGUGUGUGAGCUCAAGAUUGCCUUCUGUGAGUUGGACAGGAACGGGGACAGGGAGAUCAGCAGCACGGAGCUGAAGGACACCCUCUUGGCCCUGCUGGGGGAGCAUGUCCCGCUGCCGGAGGUGGAGGAGAUCCUGUGCGAUGUUGACCUCAAUGGAGACAUCCAUGUGGACUUUGAUGAGUUUGUGAUGAUGUUGUCCUCCCGCUAA
Messenger RNA from Trachemys scripta elegans, 330 nucleotides. RefSeq names its product calcium-binding protein 4-like. Gene Ontology annotation, molecular function: calcium ion binding. The coding region runs from base 1 to 330 and encodes 109 amino acids. The transcript is spliced from 4 exons. NCBI's taxonomy places the organism in Eukaryota, Metazoa, Chordata, Testudines, Emydidae. The record is from RefSeq and is a predicted model, not a curated record.